Messenger RNA from Mauremys mutica (yellowpond turtle), 2073 nucleotides. RefSeq names its product zinc finger protein RFP-like. The transcript is spliced from 7 exons. Bases 1 to 1437 code for a protein of 478 amino acids. The record is from RefSeq and is a predicted model, not a curated record. Gene Ontology annotation, molecular function: protein binding; zinc ion binding. Lineage: Eukaryota; Metazoa; Chordata; Testudines; Geoemydidae.
AUGGCUGCUGCAAAUCCAGCACAACAGCUCCUAGCUGAACUGACUUGUUCGGUGUGUCUAGAUUAUUUUAAAUAUCCAGUGUGUCUAGAUUGUGGGCACCAUUUCUGCCAAGCCUGCAUCACUCAGUGCUGGGAGGCAUUGACUACAAACUUCUACUGUCCUGAGUGCAGAAAAACCUUCUCCCAGAGAAACUUCAAACCAAAUAGACAGCUAAGGAAUAUUGUAGAAGCUUCCAGAAAACUUACACUGGAGUCAGCAAAAGAACCAGAAGUUGAGAGAGUGUGUGAAAAACACAAAAGGGCUUUAGAUGUCUUCUGCCAAGAUGAUCAAAUACCCAUGUGUAUGGUUUGCCAUCUGUCCCGAGAUCACAAAGACCACACUGUGGUUCCCAUAGAGGAGGCUGCCGAGGAUUACAAGGACCAAAUUCAGAGCCGUUUGGAGAUUUUGAAGAAAGAGAGAGAAGAGAUUCAGUCAUUUAAAUUGACUGGGGAAAGUAAAAGCCAGGAACUGCUGAAACAACUACAAACUGAGAAGCAGAAGAUUGUGUCAGAAUUUCAGCGACUACGCCAGUUUCUGGAGGAACAAGCACGACUCCUGCUGGUUCAGCUGGAAGAGCUGAAUACGGAAAUUGAAAAAAGGAGGGAGAAGUAUGUUGCCAAACUAUCUGAAGAAAUAUCCUCUUUCAGUCACCUGAUCAGUGAGAUGGAGCAGAAAUGCCAGCAGCCAGCGAGUGAAUUCCUGCAGGAUAUCAAAGGCACCUUGAGCAGAUGUGAGAGGAAGAAGUUUCAGAACCCAGGGGCCUUUUCUUCUGAACUGAAAUGGAGAAGCUGGGAAUCUUCUCAAAGAAAUGCAUCUCUGGAGACCAUAAUGAAGAAAUUCAAAGACUCACUGUCGUCUAGCCAGCGGUUGGACAAAGCGAAUGUGACUCUGGAUCCAGAUACGGCCCAUCCCGAACUCACCGUGUCUGCGGAUCGGAGAACUGUGAGAUGGGGACGCACACGGCAGGCUCUGCCCGACAACCCUGAGAGAUUUGACACUGUGCCCUGUGUGCUGGGCUGUGAGAGAUUCACCUCGGGCAGACAUUACUGGGAGGUGGAGGUGGACGGGAGAGGAGCCUGGUCUGUGGGGGUGGCCAGAGAGUCUGUGAGCAGGAAGGGACAGAUCAACUUUAACCCUGAGCAGGGGAUCUGGGCUUUGCACGGCAGAGGGGAUCGGUACUGGACUCGCACGUCCCCUCAACAGUUCAUCCCCUUGUCUCCGAGCCGGGCACCUCACAGGAUCCGGGUUUGUCUGGACUGUGAAUGGGGACGGGUGAUGUUUUUCGAUGCCGGCAGUGGAGACCCGAUUGUCACUUUCUCACCCUCCUCUUUUGCCAGGGAGAGAAUCCGCCCGAUCUUCUGGCCUGGUGUUACUGUGCGGCUCACACUGUGUCUCUGAGGUGCCCUGUCUGUCCCCGCGAAACAGGCUCCUCGAGCCCCCACCUCCUGAUCUCUGUGACCUGGAGGACUCAGCCAGUCUCCCCCACGCAGACAGGGCUGAAAGGGGGUGACACUCUACCCUUAGCUCUAUGGCUGUAGAGGUCUGUGUGAGGCUCUAGGAUCGGUCUCUGUGCUCCUAGGAGGCCAACUUGGUGUGCAGUGGGGGGAGUCCCACCAAGGAAGGAGGGAGCUCCUGUGGGAGGGAACCAGGUGAGGGCCAGAGAGAGACCCCUCAACUGGGGAGGAAGGGAGCAGUGGGGAGGCCUGGCUGAAGAAGCUCGGGGCAGGGCAGGGGGUGUUUAAAAUCAUGUUAGCUGGUCCUUAUUUGGCCACAACCAGCUAAUAUAUAUUUAAAUACAACUGUUAGCGUGUGUAUGAGGUGUGAAGUCUGGAAUUUUCAAAAGAAACAAAGCGACGUAAGACUCAUUGAUUUUCAGUGGAACUUGUACUGCUAAGUAACUUCAGGUGGGAUUUUCAAAAGCACCUAAGUCAUGUUUAGCAUUGUGUUAGUUUUAAUGUGUUAAUAUAUUUUCUAGAAUAAUGCAUUUUCCCUGUGUAGGCAAACUGCUUCUGUGCUCUUGUUCAUCUUAUUAAA